Indicator indicator is the source of this 938-nucleotide messenger RNA. It is a transcript of the gene NDUFA6, whose product is annotated as NADH:ubiquinone oxidoreductase subunit A6. The record is from RefSeq and is a predicted model, not a curated record. Gene Ontology annotation, biological process: response to oxidative stress. NCBI's taxonomy places the organism in Eukaryota, Metazoa, Chordata, Aves, Piciformes, Indicatoridae. Bases 32 to 406 code for a protein of 124 amino acids. The transcript has 3 exons.
GGUUGGCCGCGCAGGCGGUGGUUGCUGGAAGAUGGCGGUAGCGGGGAAAGGAGCGGUGUCGGCCGUGGUGAAGCCCAUCUUCAGCCGGAACCUGGGCGAGGCGAAGCGACGAGUGAGGGAGCUGUACCGAGCCUGGUACCGCGAGGUGCCCAACGCAGUACACCUAUACCAGCUGGACAUCACAGUGAAACAGGGGCGUAACAAGGUGCGGGAGAUGUUCAUGAAGAAUGCCCACGUUACAGAUCCACGGGUGAUAGACAUGCUGGUUAUUAAGGGGAAAAUGGAACUUCAAGAAACCAUUCAUGUGUGGAAGCAGAGGACUCAUGUCAUGAGGUAUUUCCAUGAGACGGAAACCCCAAGACCUAAUGACUUUCUAUCCAAGUUCUAUGCAGGCCACGAUCCCUGAGAGAUUGCCUCUGCGUCUUCCUCCCUUGUGUAACAAAUAAAGCUCUAUACAGCAGGAAAAAAAAUAUCUGUACAGAAAGCAUAUUAGGAGCCUGAUUACUAUGUGUGAAUUCAGAGCAUGUGCAAGCCAUUAUGAUCUGUACAAAGAGCUGUGAUUUCCCAGCUUUGCCAGUGUGUGUUUUUGGUGGAUGGAGUCUGUCCCAUCACUUGCCCAGGAGUGUCUGUGGAAUAACCACAACACAACCUAGCUGUAGGGCUUUCAGCAUAGCCUGCAGCCUCAUGUGCAGGUGUUAGCUCUCUGGAAUAACGAGCUAACAGGAAAAACCAGUUUAGUUGCAGAGGUAUUCUUGUACUUGAGGCCUAUCUGUAUUCUUGCAGUGUUCUGUAGUUUUAUGCUAUGACUUUGUUGACCUGGUGUUUUUUUAUUUGGACAGUCUAUUUACUUCCUUACGAGGAAUGGCAUAGAAUCUAAUAGGCAAAUAAAGCCCUUUGUACAAUAAAAAGACAAGCAGAGUGAAUUUCCCUGCUGUAAA